UCCUCCUCCUCCAGGACACGUUCUGGUGAGAUACACACAGUGCAUGCACAGCACACAGAGACAUGGAGCAGGCCCGGGACAGCUAGACUGGGACACACGCAGACUGCUACAGGAAGAGACAGACAGAGAUGGGGCCGGGCCAGGCGUGCAGCGUGAGACAGACACACAGCACAAUACACUGAGGGACAGACUGUGUGACCCGCAGCGCCCGGAGGGAGACGGUCCGUCAGUCCCGUGUACUCACCGCAUACCCGGAAUCACAGCCUACAGCCGGACCGUGCGCGGUUCCGCUCACUCGCAGCUUUACCGCCCCGGACUGUGAGUCGCCAGGUCCCCAGGCCUCGUCGGACUCGCGGCUCAGUCGGAGCAGUUCGUCAUGUUCGCCAAAGGGAAGGGCUCAGCGGUGCCGUCAGACGGACAGGCUCGGGAGAAGCUCGCUUUAUAUGUUUAUGAGUAUUUGCUACAUGUUGGGGCCCAGAAAUCCGCACAGACAUUUUUAUCAGAGAUCCGAUGGGAGAAGAAUAUAACUCUGGGAGAACCUCCUGGCUUCUUACACUCCUGGUGGUGUGUAUUCUGGGACCUGUACUGUGCUGCCCCGGAGCGGAGAGAUACCUGUGAACAUUCAAGCGAGGCGAAAGCGUUCCAUGAUUACAGUGCAGCGGCAGCUCCAAGCCCGGUACUUGGAAACAUUCCUCCAAACGACGGGAUGCCAGGAGGACCCAUUCCCCCAGGAUUCUUCCAGCAGGGACCCCCAGGUUCUCAGCCAUCCCCUCAUUCACAGCCACCUCCACACAACCCAAACAUGAUGGGUCCUCACAGUCAGCCUUUUAUGUCACCUCGAUAUGGUGGUGGUCCCAGGCCGCACAUACGGAUGGGAAAUCAGCCUCCUGGUGGUGUCCCCGGAUCCCAGCCUUUGUUACCAAACUCCAUGGACCCAACACGACAAGGACAUCCUGGCAUGGGUGGUCCAAUGCAAAGAAUGAAUCCCCCCAGAGGAAUGGGCCCCAUGGGUCCAGGACCUCAGUCUGAUCCUUGGUUAUCAUUGCAGAACUAUGGAAGCGGAAUGAGGCCACCACCAAAUUCCCUCGGUCCAGGAAUGAACAUGGGACCUGGAGCAGGCAGACCGUGGCCAAACCCCAACAAUGCUAAUUCGAUUCCAUACUCCUCCUCUUCACCCGGCACAUACGUGGGGCCCCCUGGUGGUGGAGGUCCUCCAGGAACGCCGAUCAUGCCUAGCCCUGCAGAAUCAACAAAUUCGAGUGACAAUAUUUACACAAUGAUAAAUCCUGGACCUCCUACAGGGAACCGCUCAAAUUUCCCAAUGGGACCCGGAUCAGAUGGUCCUAUGGGAGGGAUGGGCGGAAUGGAACCUCACCAUAUGAACGGUUCAUUAGGGUCAGGAGACAUGGACGGCCUUCCUAAGAAUUCUCCAAACAACAUAAGUGGCAUAAGUAACCCCCCAGGAACGCCGAGAGACGAUGGAGAAUUGGGAGGGAACUUCCUUCAUUCCUUCCAAAAUGACAAUUAUUCUCCCAGCAUGACUAUGAGCGUGUGACCCCCCCACUCUUUCACCUUGAGACCAUACUCAACUCAGCUGCUGCUUGGAAGGUCACAGUAAUUAUGGAAGAUGACAUGUCUGCUGUUGCAGAAGUUUGUGGGACUGCCCCCCGCUUUCUGUUUCAUGCAAUAAAAGGGGAAACCAUUUAUUCUGUCAAGCAACAGAGAUGAAAACUGUCAGGACAAGGAAAUCCUUUAUACUUGUACAGAAAAACAAA
Spea bombifrons (plains spadefoot toad) is the source of this 1775-nucleotide messenger RNA. RefSeq names its product single stranded DNA binding protein 3 (gene SSBP3). Gene Ontology annotation, molecular function: single-stranded DNA binding; protein binding. Gene Ontology annotation, cellular component: nucleus. Bases 377 to 1555 code for a protein of 392 amino acids. The transcript has 18 exons. NCBI's taxonomy places the organism in Eukaryota, Metazoa, Chordata, Amphibia, Anura, Pelobatidae. Gene Ontology annotation, biological process: positive regulation of transcription by RNA polymerase II. The record is from RefSeq and is a predicted model, not a curated record.